Molecule: messenger RNA, 1033 nt
Organism: Acanthoscelides obtectus
Lineage: Eukaryota; Metazoa; Arthropoda; Insecta; Coleoptera; Chrysomelidae
Source: the annotation of a GenBank genome assembly
UGGGAUCUUGAACUACUACGGUGACUGCUGCCUUGGCAACAUGAACAGGUUGACUUAAUGAAUGACGUUUGCUACUGAGCCAGAUAAUGGACAUGUCUCUUAAAGGUUGCGUUUUAACUCAGAUAAUGCUACUUCUGCUUGCACUCAACCUCAAAUGCACAUCUGGGCACUGCUAUACUCGGUGGCCAUCCUGUGGUAAUAUAAAGAAUAUUGUAUGCUUGACAGAUUAUGGAAAACCGGCCCCAAGCUGUGAGAUAAUCCAUGGUCAACCCAAAUUCAGGAAAGCUAUCGUAGAAACCCACAACUACUACCGUAAUCAUGUAGCAAUAGGUAACGAGACUCGAGGUGCCUUCAGACAUAUUGCUGACAUGAUGGCCAUGUCAUACGAUUCUGACCUUGAAUUUACCGCCCAGUGUCAAGCGGCAAAGUGCAUAUAUGACCAUGAUGCUGAAUGCUUUAGAACUGAAAUGUUCAGUGAAGUUGGACAGAACUUAAAUGGAAGAGUCUAUGAGGAAGGAGAUAACCGGACCUUUGGUUUGAUCGAAGAAACCAAAAAAAUGGUUUCCGAAUGGUAUGAGUACGAAAUUACUGAAAGUAAUGAGAAGGUGUUCCAGGACUUCAGCAGACUGAAAGCGGUGCUGAUUGGAUAUCUAUACCAAAUGAUAUGGGCUGAGACAUACCGCGUUGGAUGUGGAAGAAGUAUUCAAGAAAAGAAAUACUAUAUGAUGAUAUGUAACUACGGUCCUAGAGGUCUCAGAGUGACAAAGCCCUUAGGAAGGAUAGGACGGCCUUGCACAAAGUGUCCAGAAACAAUCUCAUGCAACCAGGCUUAUCCAGGGUUAUGUGGAGAAAUUGACGAAAGUCAUUAUUCCGUGACAGUUAGUGGUGGCGUCAAUAUAAUUUGCAGUUCAUUGAAUCUACGGAUUGUAUUAUUUUGCUUGGUGAUAACCACAACAUCGAUGUAGAAUUCAAUAUGAGACGAUAGUUACGUUAACAAAUAAAACAUGUGAUCAUAAAAUAGAGCAAAUUUUAG